Molecule: messenger RNA, 2248 nt
Organism: Scatophagus argus
Lineage: Eukaryota; Metazoa; Chordata; Actinopteri; Scatophagidae
Gene: prkag3a
Product: protein kinase, AMP-activated, gamma 3a non-catalytic subunit
Exons: 13
Coding region: 120-1130 (336 amino acids)
Source: RefSeq, a predicted model, not a curated record
AGAGUUCCUAAAAUAGACCCGACUUCUUUGUGGGAAAGGGUAACAAACCGAGCGGAGUCGCCAGCGGUUCGAGCUCGCUGCUGUUGAAAGCAACAUUUUCAUGGACGUGCAACAGAGUCAUGGAGCCUUUCUCACAGGUGUUAUUCCCACAAAAGAAGCUGGAAAUACAGAAACAAGAGGCCGAUGCCACAGUCUACAUGAAUUUCAUGAAAAGUCACUGCUGCUAUGAUGCCAUUCCAACCAGCUGUAAACUGGUCAUAUUUGAUACCACACUACAAGUGAAAAAGGCCUUUUUUGCACUGGUGGCAAAUGGCUUGAGGGCUGCGCCUUUAUGGGACAACAAGUUGCAGAGAUUUGUGGGUAUGCUGACUAUUACUGAUUUCAUCAACAUCCUCCAUUGCUACUACAAGUCUCCUAUGGUUCAAAUGUAUGAGCUGGAAAGCCACAAGAUCGAGACAUGGAGAGGUGACUCAUUUCAAAAUGUCUACUUACAGUGUUCCAAUCACUUCCUCAUUAGUAUCUCUCCGGAGGCGAGCCUCUUUGAUGCCAUCUAUUCUUUACUCAAACACAAGAUCCACCGGCUGCCAGUAAUCGAUCCCGAAUCUGGAAAUGUCUUGCACAUUCUGACCCACAAAAGAAUCCUCAAGUUCCUCCAUAUAUUUGGGAAGAAGUUUCCCAAGCCUGCGUUCAUUGGAAAGAAGAUCCAGGAGCUCGGGAUCGGAACCUUCAGGAACAUCGCCACAGUUCAGCAAACAGCAACACUUCACGAAGCCCUCUCCAUUUUUGUGGAAAGACGAGUGUCUGCGCUGCCUGUGGUGGACAAACAAGGCAAGGUGGUGUCACUCUACUCAAGAUUUGAUGUGAUUAAUCUAGCAGCCCAGAAGACUUACAACAAUCUGGACAUCACUAUGCAGGAGGCCGUUCGCAGACGCACGUGUUUUGUUGAGGGGGUAAUCAAGUGCUAUCCCGAUGAAACCUUGGAAACCAUCAUAGACCGUAUCGUCAAAGCUGAGGUCCAUCGGCUGGUCCUGGUGGACAGGGCUGACAUGGUGAGGGGCAUCAUCUCUCUGUCUGACCUGCUGCAGGCCCUGGUCUUAACCCCUGCAGGUAUUGAUGCCCUUUUGUCUUAGCACCAGGGGAUAGAGGGUCCCCUUCCCUCCUUUACCACCGGUGUAGGCUUGGGUCCUGGUCAUGUUCCCAGCCAGGAAUAAUCUUGUAAGUGAAGUGAGAGAUCGCAAGAGAGGAAGAAGAAUUCCGUAGCUGUGCUGCUGUUUAAGUUAACAUGUCUUCUGUUAUCUAUAUGCUGCAUUCAUGUAACAAUAAUGGACAGUGAGAGCGUACUGAUACUGUAUUCAAUCUCCAUAGUCCUCCAGCAGAGUGUCCAUACUGGCUGCAUUUGAUCAGCCAGAUCAUUAUAUGUAUACUCAUUCUGUAUAUUUCUGUAAUAUACAUUUGUAUUAAAACUUGGUGGUGUUUUCACUGUAUAUUUCCUGAAGAUAAACAGUAUUUGGACUAUGGUUUAAGUGCGCAAGAAGUGUUUACACAAUAUGAGAAAAAAAUUAAAGACUCAUGAAUGUAUGUAUACAAUCUAAAUGAUUACUAAUAGCAGAUGCAGUAUACACAACCACAUGGUGGAACACUUGAGCUUUAACCCCAUUCUCUCCACAGAGUAAACAAGGAAGCACGUGACUUUUUUCUUUUUCUUUUUUUUUUUUUUUCUCAGCCGUGACGGGCCAUGGGAUCAUGUCCGCCCAUCUGUGUCAUUGGUGCGUCAAGUUACCAGAAAUUUUCAAGAAUUAGGCCGGAAAUAUAAAUAGCCUUCAAAGUAAAAUGAUAAUAAAUUACAUGCUUGGCUGUAAUUUAUUUUUUUUUAAAUGAAGCAAUCACGCAUAAUUAAUUUUGAUUGACGCGGAUUAUUAUGAUUUUAUUUGUGAAACAUUCGGUAUAGGUUCCUGUAUUAGUCUGUAUACUAUGAGCAGCUCUCUGUUUUAUAAACUAUGCUGGUGUAAUCAAUGUAAUUAACUAUGAACGUAUAUGCUCAUGCAUGCCAUAAACCGAGUUAUCUUUUACCAAAACAUAUUUUCUUUUCAUUUUCACUGUGGUACUGGUACGUGUUGAAUUUCUUGCCAAAUAUGCUUUAACAAUUAAUUCUGUCACAAAUUCACAGUUUCAGCGAUUUAUAUGUAUUUUAUACUGAGAGUUCCAUAACUGUGACUCGAUUUAAAGCAAAUAAAUUAUAUUCAUCAUU